Messenger RNA from Xyrauchen texanus (razorback sucker), 2515 nucleotides. RefSeq names its product MAPK/MAK/MRK overlapping kinase-like. The transcript has 12 exons. NCBI's taxonomy places the organism in Eukaryota, Metazoa, Chordata, Actinopteri, Cypriniformes, Catostomidae. Gene Ontology annotation, cellular component: nucleus; cytoplasm. Gene Ontology annotation, molecular function: ATP binding; protein serine/threonine kinase activity. The record is from RefSeq and is a predicted model, not a curated record. Gene Ontology annotation, biological process: intracellular signal transduction; protein phosphorylation. The coding region runs from base 194 to 1507 and encodes 437 amino acids.
AUAACAAUGAAACAAAACGCGCUUUAAUGGAUUCAUGAUCUAACGAUAAUAAUAAUCAAUACAUUUAUAAAUGCGAGGUGUUGCGACAGCUGUAUUAAGAAUGUCCUGUGAUAUGUGUUCAUUAAAUGGACAUUUGUUCUGCUGUAAUUCGACAUUCUAAACGCUUUGAAAUGAAAAACUAAAUUCAGUGUAAAUGUGUAUAAAUGAGACGCGUCAGACUGAAUCAGCGAUGGAGCGCCGGAAUCACCUUAUACACAGAGAUUACAGAAUCAUCAAGAAGAUCGGAGAAGGAACGUUCUCUGUGGUGAUGAAGGUCCAGAGCUUGAAGGACAGUAAACAUUACGCCUGUAAAACCAUGAAACAGACCAUCAAGAGUGUGGAUCAGGCUCAUAAUCUGAGAGAAGUUCAAGCCAUGAAGAGGUUGAGUCCACAUCCAAACAUCCUGCUGCUUCAUGAACUCCUUUACGACCGUGACACUGGAACUCUGUCAUUGAUCUGUGAACUCAUGGAGAUGAACAUCUACGAGUUCAUUAAAGGGCGGCAGAACCCGUUACCGGAGAGUAAAGUCAAACACUACAUGUAUCAGCUGUGCCGGUCUCUGGAUCACAUGCACAGUAAUGGAAUAUUCCACAGAGACGUGAAGCCUGAGAAUAUCUUGAUCAAAGAUGAUGUGUUGAAGCUGGCAGACUUCGGUUCCUGCAGGAGCAUCUACUCCAAACCUCCACACACCGAAUACAUCUCCACACGCUGGUACCGCGCGCCCGAGUGUUUGCUGACAGACGGCCAUUACUCUCAGAAGAUGGACAUGUGGAGUGCUGGAUGUGUCUUCUUUGAGAUCUUCAGUUUGACUCCUCUGUUUCCUGGACGGAACGAGUUGGACCAGGUCAACAAAAUCCACGAUGUUCUCGGCGCUCCAGACGGUGCACUGCUGCAGAAGUUCAAACGGUCUCGUACCGCACACUUUGAUUUCCCUCCUCGUAAAGGCUGCGGGAUUUCUCCGCUCAUUCCUCAUUGCUCUGCAGUCAGUCUGUCUCUGCUGCACCAGAUGUUGACCUAUGACCCAGACGAACGCAUCAGCGCGCGCACGGCACUGCAACACUCCUGCUUCAGAGAACUGCGGAUGGCCGAGAGAAAAGCAGUGAGUCUGCGUAAGGUGAUCGGGACGGUAGAGGGAGAAUCGAGCAGGACGCCCGCAUCUGUGGAUCAGCUGUUGCGAAUGGGACGACAUGGCAGAAGACAGCAUAUUAAACUCACGGGCGACCCUCUCAGCAGACGAAACGCCACACAUCAUUACCCUUUAGAGCUCCCGAAACUCAACGUUGUGGUCCCGACUCCAAAAACCCUCUACCCAGUGUCCACCUUCCCAACUCGGGACAUUUCACACUGCGGCUCUCUUCCUGCCAUCUCCAAAAAGUGCCACUCGCGUGUGACUAAACCCAAAGAAGAGACGCAUCGACUGAAGAGUUACUGCUUGCCGCCGCUACAGCACAAUCAAGAGCGUUACUGAACACAACCGAUGAUGAAGUAUUAUUGCCACUAAAGGCCUUCGACCUACAGUUUUCUAUUUGCUCACGUCAAUUAAAUAAUUUUGUUCCAACAUGUUGUUUUUAAUGUCAUGUUGCACUAAAAGUCCUUGAGCACUCACACACACACACACAGACUCACACCACACACACACACACUCACACAACACACACACUCACUCACACUCACUCACACACACACACUCACACACACACUCUCACACACACUCACACACUCACACAACACACACACACACUCACUCACACACACACACUCUCACACACAACACACACACUCACUCACACACACUCUCACACACAACACACACACUCACUCACACACACACACACACACACACACUCAUAUGGAUUUAGCGGGCCAAUGCAAACUAUAAUAACAUCAGAUAUUAGUUACUUCAGAGCAUUUUGUUUGACAUUCUUUGUACAUUCGAACAUUUAAACACGUGCCAAUCGUUUCACUCAUUUAAAGACCUCGUCGUUCCUGCUGUUAUUUCCUAUUGAACAUCUCUUGAAACAUUCACAGAUUAUUCUGGAUUGUUCAAUACCGAGUUAAUGCUGCAUUACUUUGAUCAUAAAAGGGAUUUAAUUUGCGUUUGUUGCAAAUCACCAUGUUUUUACAACAUAUUGUUGUAGUAUUUCUUUUAAAGGAUCUUACCGUAACGCUCUGUAGACUCAUUCACAGAACAACUAUUAGAUCAUUCAUUAUUGUGUUUUACAGUAAUGACUUUUAAAUGUAGCAAACACAGUUCCCAUUAGAUACUGAACCCAUUUAACUGCAAAACUAAACAUGAAAACAAGGUUUUUCUUUGUUGGAAGAAUGAAACACAAAUGAGUUGAUUUACCUGCUGUAUAGCACCUGAUGUUGAUGUUAUGUGUUAAACAUGUUUAUUAAUUAUACUGGACCACCAACAAAUGCUCUGUAAUAAAAGCAAUACUUCAUCUGCUGAAUUAAACAUCAUCUCAACACAAAA